GUUAGUUGUAGCCAUCUCUAGCUUUAGCUCUCUCAUAAAAGUCUGACUCCGACAAUCAACAGGGAUGGGAGAGGCGCCUGUGGUGAUCUUCCAGCACCUGGUGAGUGUCAGGUGGUGACGGUGCAAAAGCUAUGGUGCUCUGUCUGACACAAUGAAGAAGAUAUUCAGCUUCACCAAGAGGAAGAAACACCCAUCUGGUACUCCCGACAAUGGGAGUGUGCUUUCUGUUGGCUAUGAACUUAAAGAAAAGGACCUCGGGAAGGUUCACAAAGCUGCCUCCGUGGGUGAUUUGGCAAAGCUCAAGCAGCUUGUCAAAAAGAAUGAUAUCAAUCAACUUGACAAGGAGAACAGAACUGCACUUCAUAUUGCCUGCGCCAGUGGACAUGUUGAGGUGGUGCAAUUCCUCGUUGAGAGCAAAGCUAAGCUUAACCUAUGCGACAAUCAAAAUAGAUCUUCCUUAAUGAAGGCAGUGCAGGGCCAACAUGAGCGCUGCGUGAGCAUACUGCUGGAGAAUCAUGCCGAGCCUAACCUCGUGGACGUCAACGGCAAUACAGCCCUGCAUUUGGCGGUGAACAUCCCGUCCAUUUUCACGACUGUCCUGCUUCUGGAGCACGAGGCGGACAUCAAUGCACAAAACAAGGAUGGAUUCACACCCUUGAUUGUGUCGGUGCGGGAGGACCAUAUCGAGAUGGCUGAGUUUCUCCUCAAGGAGAGUGCUGGUCUAAAUCUUAUGGACCAAACCCAAAGGUCCCCGUUAAUGAUUGCUGCUGGUAAUGGACAAAUUAGUAUGUUGCGACUACUCCUUCGGUUUGAUGCAGAUAUCACACUAAAGGAUACCAAAGGGUGGUCGGCUGAUGACUACGCAGUGAUGAAUGGGCAUCAUCCUUGUUCCCUGCUGAUCAUUGAGCACAGCACUCGGAAUGAUGGGCCUUCCCUCUCCAAUCAAGAUCCGGGCAAAAAGAAGAAAAAGUCACUGUUAGGCAGUCCUUCCCAAGACGUAGAAGCAGGCUUCUCUUUGGGAGGACCAGCCACUGACAAAGAUGAGCAUGGAACAAAUGAAGCAGGGGGAGAUUUUGAAGACAACUCUCAGUCGGAGUCACUAAGUCGGGUUUCAAAAAGUGCUGCAGAUGAAUGGGUUUCAUCAGAAGAUGACGAUGAAUCGAUUUUAAUCGAAAAGAAACCACAGAAGGUGAACCUACGGCAAAUGAUUGCAUCCAAAAGAGGAGAAGACGAGCAGGAGGAAGGCCCAGACCUAGAGCAGCCUUCAAGUAGUAAAGCGGGGUCAGACUCUCAAGAGGGAAGCCCAGAAGCAGAGGACUCUGAGGAGGAAGAAGAUGAUGAGGACGAGGAGGAGGAUGAAGAGGAAGAAGAUGAUGAGGACGAGGAGGAGGAGGAUGAUGACGAUGAUGAAAGUGAAGAGGAGGAUGAGGAUAAAGAAGAAAAUGAAUGUGAUGAGGAAGACGAUGAGGAAUGUGUUGCAUCUGUCGAGGCCAACCCGAAUGAAUUUAAAGACCGAGAAAAUCCUUCUAUUACCGGCACCCUUACGGUUAUCGACGAUGAUGAUGAUGCUCAAAACUCACCCGGGGCUGACAUCGCUCCCGGCAGUGAAACUAGUCCUGGUGCCGUAGGGCAGAGUCUGGAUGCCAAAGCGGAGACUAAACAGAAGGACGCUGUCUGCCCAGCUGGAACAGCAAGUUACGCAAUGCCAGCAACAUUAGAUGUCGAGGGGGAUUGCGUCGUGUCGGCUAUUCGGGUCGAAUCGACAUUUUCUGAUGAAGAUGACAGCCAUGGGAAGGAAUGCGCACGGUCAGCGGACCCGCGUUCAGCAGGAGGCCCCAGAACAUCCAAACACGGCACGCAGGUGGGAAACGAUGCCGACGGCUCCUGGAGCGACGAAGCAAACGGCGGCGGUGCAGGGUGCGAGGACGGUGCCGAUGAAGAGGAGCGUCCGACAGGGGGACUUGGUCGCAGGGCACUACCAGCUAAUCAGAGGAAUGUUGACGAUACAGACGGCUCCUCUGAUGCUGGAUCAAACAAAGAAGCGUUUAAAGGGGACCACCGCAGAUCCUCAUGGGGCUCCUCCUUAGAGGGCGGCGACGAUGAGCUGCCCAAAGAAGAAGAGGGAAGCGGGGAGACGCUCGAUCCGAAAAGUGAUGUUCCAUCAUCACCUUUAAAACCAGAAGCAGCACUGCAUUCAAAAUGCUCAUUACCUCAACCGAACAAAGACCACCUGGAUACCUCCUGGGAUUCUCCAUCCCCACCUCGGCCAGCCAGAGAUGAACCGUUGCCCUCUUUGGGAUUAUGUUCGACCAGCACUCCUCAGUCCGAAAACAGGCCAGCCAAAGCAACAGUGGAUGAAUCCGGGUGGGAUUCUUCUGAAAACGAUAAUGGCUCCUUCACUAAAGGGGAUGUGCAGUCACCAGUUUCCAAAACCAAUAUCGUUACCCCAAACCAGACCGGGGAGCGGCAGCGUUCCGAUGGCUCCGGGGAGGAAGAAGAUAAGGAAAGUGUUGCGAAAGAGUCGAAUAACCCCUUCCCUGCUGCGUCACUAGUAGCUGGGGAUAAAAAAACAACCAUUGGCCAAACACGAGAUAACGAUGACGUUGAAUCCGUUGGACGGUCACCACAAAUGGAUGUAAAAUGUGAGAACGAGGAAGGCGAUGACAGUCGUUGGGGUGACGACGAUGAAAGCGAUGAGUCGGAGAAGCAGAAGGUCAUGGAGGGAAAAGGAGAUGAAGUUGCAGUCUUGAAAGCAUCUCUCUCGACCUCAACGAAGUGGAAGCCCACGAUAGCAAUAGACAGGAAGUCGGAGGGAGAUGAAGACGACGAAAAGGCUCCUCAAUCUAUAAUUGAUGGAGAGGUUAACGUGCUGGAGGAGGAAAUGCCGGCGGGGGAUCAGAGAGACGCUCCCCGGCCAAGAGCGUCAUCACAGGACCUCGACGAACAACCAAUAAGGGAAGCGAUUCCAUCAAGCCCCGCCCCCAAAGACGGUCUCGCCGCUGCGACGUCCUCACGCGAAGCGCUACCUCAGACCGACAUUGACGACGUCGAUCUGGACUCGCCCGAUGAGGCGGAGAGCGUAGGCGUGAAGAGUCGGGAGCUCGUAAACGUUGACGAGCCCGUCGUUCAGAAAGAAGAUUCCACUGGGGAUGAGGAUGUUAAUGACCAAGAGGAGGAGGAAGAUGAUGAAGACGUCUCUGAUGAAAACGAUGAACCUGAAGAGAGCGGAGAGUCCCUUGACGCCACUCCACCUGUUCCUGAAACAGAAGUCUCUAAAGAUAAGAAAAGAGAUUUCCUGUCCGAGCUCGGUCUAGAGAAGGGAGACGAGGAGCAGGAUUCCUGGGACUCUGAGUCCCAUUCCGAAAACCCCGACAUGCCUCGUGCAGAGAAACAAAGCCUGCACACUCGGGAUCAAGAACAGAGGAACUCUGCCGAGCAGCAGAUUAAAGAAAACGUUUUUUACGUUCCCUCUUUUUUAAGAGGGGAAGGAGACGAUAGGAUGGCCGUUCUAGAGCCUCGGAGGAGUGUAGGGAGGCCAAGAGGCAGCCAGGGAGAGGUUGAGAUCAAUAAUGACGACAAUGGGGCUGCGCAAGUGGAGAAAGGCGGUUCUCUACCGAAAGAGACGGAGAAGGCCAAAUGGAAACCCCUCCAUGUUGUGAGCAAACUUGAAGGAGACGGCCAACGAAAGACGGACUUAAUGGAAGAGUUUGGUCUCGGCGACGUUGAUGAUCUUGAAGAUCCAUCCGACUGGGACUCGGCCAGCACCGCCAGUAGGAGAACCCUGCCUGGCCGCAGAAUGCCCUCCCCGGGAAUUGAGGAAUUCCCAGAAUGCUCCAAUCCACCUGUUGAAGAGCAGGAUGAAGACAUCGCUCCAGCAGCCGCGCCGACACCUCCGAUGAGCAUCAACUCUGACGGGACUCUGCCCAGCACGCCCCUUCAGCCCGUCCCGCAACCCCAGCCUCGAACCAGGAAGAUGGCGCUCCAGAAACCAGAGAGUGAAGAAGAAUCAGAUUGGGAGCCAGACAAUGUCGUGUCCUCUCACAAUAAAGCCAAAAUUGACAAUCGGUUGCAGAAUAUAGCUGCGCUCCAGACAGCGGUCACACCAGGUUCCACGGAGCUCUCCCCGAUGGCUAAAGACGGUACGAGUAGAAGAGUGGAGUCUGAAGAGCAGCAGCAAAAGGAGGUAGAUGAUGCAAUAGACCCACGUGCGUUAGAUCUGAAUAACCCAUGUCCAUCUGGCCAUGUGAGCUCUGACGGCAGAGAGAAAGAAGCCGACUUCCGGGAUCAACGGCGUCCCGGAGAAAGAAGUGAAGCGGGCGACGGCGUUCCAUGGGAGAACCGCUACGAGAAGCUCUGGGUAGAGGUGGAAAAAAGGGACGUCAAAUCCACCUUCAAGAGCGUCGCCGGGGAACUGAAAGAGAAGUUCGGAGAACUGCGUGCACCGAGACACUCUGCUGAAGACGUGGCGGAGGAGGAAGAGCGGGCCACGGCCGAAUCUACUUCUGCAGAAGAAGAAGGAGAAGAGGAAGAGGAGUCGAGCGAUGAGGACGAAGGGGAAGUCAUUGUGCGCCCCAUGGCCAGAGCGAGGAGCACCGGCCUUCUCACCAUACCCGAGCAGAAGGAGUCCGGACCGGAAGACUCUGCGACGGAGUCGACUGACGACUCCUCGCGCGAGCGCCCAGCUAGGGACCCACACCUGGACCCAAUCCGGAGGAACAGCGCCAGUUCCGAAGAGGAUCCCGAGGAAGUCGCCAAGUCCCGCCCCCCCUCACGAGGCAGACGCUCGGCCUCCGUCCCGUGUGUUUCUGACGAAGAGGACGCGGGCAGAUUGAAACUCGAGGUAGGGGUCCUGAAGCAUGUCUUCCUGGAUUCGGAGAAGGAAACGGCCCGGCUCCAGAACGAGGUUGGCAAGGAGACGACAGAGAUCGCGUCGGAGGCUCAAAAAUCCAUAACUUCCGGUGAUACUGGUGGAAUGGCUCUGGAAAAAGCGGGUACUGAGAAACCUGAGACCAGAUUCGGAUCAACGCACCAGGAGCAGCCGUCAGCGGCCACCGAGAGCAUCAACGGGGCAGCGGUAGAGGAGACCUCACAGCUGGAGCUGGUCAGAGGGGCCCGGCGCAGCAGAGCCCCUCAGACCAACACUCAUGUCAAUGGAGACCCUCUGUCGGUGUUUGAUGAUAGCACUUUAAGUGAAUUGUCCGACGAUGAAGGAAGUGAAAGACAUAACAACAAGAACCUCGGUGACGCCGGGAUGCCUGGAGACUUCGACGAGCUCAGUCAGUCGUCCGACACGGGCACCGACGACAUCGACUCUCCCACUUCAGGCUAUCGCCACGCAUCCCUCCUCAUCCAGAAGCUGGACUCAGUCACUUUCGACUCGAGAAGCAUGGUGAAGCUGCAGAACAUCUUCCACGAAUACGAGCGCUGCAUCCAGAAGGCGAGGAGUCGCCACGGCUACCUGGCCGACAAGGUGAGGCAGCUGGAAACGGAGAGGGCCGAGUUGAAGAGCUCUCUGGAGGAAGUUAAAGAAGUGAAAUCUGCCUUGGAGCGCAACCAGCUGGAGCUGCAGACGGAAGUCACAAACCUCAAAUUUCAGCUGAAACAGGAGCAGGAGAACCGCCGAAACGCCACCAUGAUGUACAACACCACCAGAGACAAGCUGAGGAGGAUGGAGGAGCAGCAGCAGUUGGAGGUGCAGGAGAGACAGAAGGUGGAGCUCUCCCUCAGGAAUCUGGAGCUGGAGAUGAGAACACUGGUCAACAACAUGAAACAGCUGGAAGAGGACCACAGCGAGACCCAGAGGCUGCUGGCUCAGGAGCGCAGCGCUCGGACGCUGCAGGAGAAUCUGCUCAGCAGCCAUCUUCGAAAGCAGCAGGAGAUCGAGGCCGACAACAAGAGGAACAUCAGCAAAAGCAACGAGGCCUUGUCUCAGCUCACUGAAGCCAGCGACAGGGAGCGGGAGUUGCUGCAGCAGAGUGCGAGCUUCCAGGAUCAGCUGACCAUCCUGAGAACGGACCUGGAGCGAGCGCACGCCACCAGCAGUCUGAAAGAGAGCCACCUAUUGGACGAGAACGAGGCGCUCAAGGAGCAGCUCGAAGACGCCCGGCGAGAUCUCAAACUCAACGGCGAAGCCCUGACCCAGACCGUCUUCAACUGCAACGGCCAGCUGACCGCGCUGAAGUCGGAGUCCACCGUGGCCACGUCGCGUCUGGAAAAUGAGCGGCAGGCCCGCGAAACGCUGGACGCGGAAGUCGAGUCCACUCGCAUCCGCCUGGCCGGAGCCGUGAAGGAGGCGGAGCUCUGCAUGGCAGCUCGCGCAGACGCAGAGAAAGCUCUCCUCCGAGAGAAAGAGGAACACCGGCGUCUUCAAGACAAACUCACAGGCGACGCAGCCAGUCAACGCGAGGCGGUCAGCGGCCUGUCCCAGAAGCUGGCCAAGGCUGAGAGUCGCGCCAACAGCAUGGAGAACGAAGUCCACCGGGCCACGCUGCAGCUGACCGAGAAAAGCCUCCUGCUGGACGUCCUGCAGCGGGAGAAGGAGCAGGCGGCCGCGCUCACCAAGGAGCUGGAGUCGGCCCUCCGGGUCGAGAGGGAGCAGAUCAGCCGCGUCGGCGCGCGCCAGGAGGCCACGCAGGAGCGGCUGGCCCAAACCCAGAGCGACGGUAUGCUGCUGCGGCAGCAGCUCGAGGAGGCCCAGAACAAAGGCGUGGCCAAAGAGCACGCGGUGACCGACGCCCACGAGCGCUUCAGCGACAUCGUGUCCAAGCUGCGCUCCGACAGCGACGAGCGCGUGCAGCUGGUGGAGGAGAGGACGAAGGAGAUCGCCACGAAAGCGGCCGAUCUCCGAGAUCAGAUCUACAAGUUGGAGGAAGAGAAGGCCGAAAGAGAGACGAGUCUACGGCAGCUGCAGCAGGAGCUCGCCGACGCCCUCAAGAAGCUGUCCAUGAGCGAGGCUUCUCUGGAGGUCAACACACGCCAUCGCAAUGACCUGGAGGAUGAGAAGGCCCGCCUCUUUAAAGACUUGGACAGGAUCAAAGGAAAGCUGGAGGAAAGCGAAGACCAGUAUGUGCAAGCCGAGAAACGUUUUCACAGUCUCAAGGGCGUUCUGGAAGACAAGGAGAAGGAACUCGCCACCGCUGCUCGGAAACACCAGGAGGCGCUGUCCGCCUCGGCAGCUUCUGGGACCGUCGUCAAACAGCUGGAGGAAGCUGUGCAACAGCUGGAGAUAGAGAACGCCCGGCUGGACGCUGCUGCAAAGCAACAGUCCAACAAAAUCGAAGCGCUUCAGAAAGGGGCUCAGGAAUUUGCCAUGCUCUCUGACUGUGCAGCUGGAGAAGGGGUCAGAGGUCAUUUGGAGAACUUGGUAACAAACCUCCAAAGCAGUAAGAUGUCUUUGGAAGACCAGCUCACUCAUGAGGUCCAGAAGCAAAGCAUGCUCUCUCACACGGCCCAGGACUCUCAGGCCCUGUGGGAGGAGGAGCUGAAGAGCCGCUCCAAGUUAGGGCUGCGCCUGGCGGAGCUCGACAAGGAAAAGGAAGACCUGAGCACCCAGAUGGUGAUCGAAAAGAAGAAAGCCAAAAAAAUAGCGGAGCAGAAGAAGGCUGUCGACACCCGGCUGGAUCAGGAGAUGAAUAGAAACACAGAGCUCCAAAAGGAAAUGUACAGGUUGCGUACUUUAUUGAAGACCGCUAAGAAGAAGUUGCGCGAUCAGGACGUGGGUGGAGCUGAAUUUGUCUCUCCGAUGAGUAGUCUCCGGAUGGAGCAGGGCAGACACGGCCAGGCCGAGGGCUCCUUCGGACGAAUGAAAGAAAAGGUGGACGACCUGCAGGUGGAGCUGGAGAAGGCGGGGUCCCGCCGCAGCCAGCUGGAGAAGGCCAACGGCGACCUGAAGGACCAGCUGGCCUCCAUGAGGAGCUCCAGCUGCAGCAGUGACCAGCUGGAGAGGAGCAAGCGGCAGCUGGAGGAGGAGGUGCUGGACCUGAGGCGGCGGAUGGAGGCGUCUCAGACGGAGCAGGGCCACGCGGAGCAGUACCGGCGCGACGCGGAGGAGCGCGCUCGCUACGAGGUCAAGCAGAAACUGGAGCAGGUCAACGUCUUCCUGCAGUCCCAGGCAGCAUCCCAAGAAGCACUGGACCAGAUCAAAGCGGCCAAUGAGAGCAGCCUGCGCUCCCAGCUGGAGCAGAAGAUCCGGGAGCUGGAGAUGGAGCUGUGCCGGGCCCGCACCACCCACCACGACGGCCUCCACCAGAGAGACUCCACCCGCACGGAGAUGGAGCGAUACCGCCAACUCUACACGGAGGAGCUGCGCCACCGCAAGUCGCUGGCCGCCAAACUCGAGAGGGCCAACGGUCGGCUCGGAGAAGCCAACUCCAAGCUGCUCAACGAGCGCGGCAAGUCCCUGAUCGCCGGCGGCAUCGCGAGCGGGAGUCUCGGAGGGCCCUCGCUGGACGUGGGCUCUUUGGGUUCACCGGCGCACUACGGGGCCACACUGGGGCCCCUCAAUCGGAGCCUCGGCCUGGGACUCUCCCUCCUCAGCCCUGUCACCGAGGGGCAGAACAGCAGGGUGGAGGACUACCUCGCCAAGAUGCAGAGUGAGCUGGACAGAAACAUAUCAAAGGAGUUGAACAGCGCCACGGCGGAGCUGGACGUGACUUCGGCCCGCGUGUCCCCCGUGGGCUCCGCCUCCAGGGUGGAGCUGGACCCCGUCAGCAGGGCCACGCAGCAGUACUUGGAGGUACUCAAGAUGAACAGUAUGAUCUGAACACGAUUCACAGCUGCUGGGAGUCAACGUGACGUUGAUGAGUAACUGUCUGCACCAAGAAUAAGGCCAAAGCCAGCGGCCAAUCACACGACUCCAAGGAACCAACUUCGUACGUAUUUAAUCUCCAUUCUUUUAUGGAAGAAAGCAAAGAUAAUGCACAUCGCACUUAACCACUCAGGAGCAAAGGGCAUGAGUCUAUAUCCAUAU
Pseudoliparis swirei is the source of this 8968-nucleotide messenger RNA. It is a transcript of the gene aard, whose product is annotated as ankyrin repeat domain-containing protein 26. The transcript is spliced from 45 exons. Gene Ontology annotation, molecular function: protein binding. The record is from RefSeq and is a predicted model, not a curated record. Bases 152 to 8761 code for a protein of 2869 amino acids. Lineage: Eukaryota; Metazoa; Chordata; Actinopteri; Perciformes; Liparidae.